Eleginops maclovinus (Patagonian blennie) is the source of this 973-nucleotide messenger RNA. RefSeq names its product germ cell-specific gene 1-like protein. The record is from RefSeq and is a predicted model, not a curated record. Bases 77 to 973 code for a protein of 298 amino acids. NCBI's taxonomy places the organism in Eukaryota, Metazoa, Chordata, Actinopteri, Perciformes, Eleginopidae. Gene Ontology annotation, cellular component: plasma membrane. The transcript has 5 exons.
GGCUCGUGGACCUACUCCACCUAGCACCCAUGAACUUUUCGGUCCUCCGCGCGCCGUCUCACCCCUCUCACGGACAAUGAAGACGACUCGCAGGUGCAGGGGCCUCCUGUCGGUCAGCUUGAACUUCUUCGCCCUUUUCUUCUCCAUAACUGCGUUUAUAACGACGUACUGGUGCGUGGGGACCCAGAGGGUCCCCAAACCAAAGUGCAGCAAACUGCGCACUCACCAGUGCAUAGACUACGGAGUGAACGAGACGGACCCGAACAAGGUGGUGUAUAGCUGGGAGACCGGGGACGACCGCUUCCUCUUCAGACAGUUCCAUACCGGCAUCUGGUACUCAUGCGAGGAGAACAUCCACGAUGAAAGUGAGAUGUGCAGAAGCUUCAUCGACUUGGCCCCUGCAUCAGAGAAAGGCAUGCUGUGGCUGUCGCUGGUUUCUGAGAUGCUGUACAUUGUCCUGCUGGUGGUUGGCUUCAGCCUCAUGUGUUUAGACCUGGUCCACUCCAGCAACGUCAUCGAUGGACUCAAGCUCAACGCCUUCGCUGCCGUCUUCACUGUGCUCUCAGGUCUUCUGGGCAUGGUGGCUCAUGUGAUGUACACACAGGUGUUCCAGGUCACUGUCAGCCUUGGCCCACCCGACUGGAGACCCUACAACUGGGACUAUGGCUGGUCCUUCUGCAUGGCCUGGGCGUCCUUUACCUGCUGCAUGGGCGCAUCAGUCACCACCCUCAACUCCUACACGAAGACAGUCAUCGAGUUCAGGCACAAGCGCAAGACCUUUGAGCAAAGCAUCCGCGAAGAGAAUGCGCGGGAAGCUUUUGGAUAUUACCGCGAACGCUCCGUGCACUCUAUCUCAAAAUCCGUGGAGGUUUAUCCCAACCAGUCGCUAAAAAGUAGCAGGAAAACUCCCAUACCUGCUGACUCUCUGGACCUGAGUGACGGUGCGGGAUCUUUGGGGGAGGAGCAGUGCUGA